AAUUAGUACGAAGACGCGUCCAGAGGGAAACCAUGAUUCUUCACGCAAUAUUCCUUAUUAUUCUUGCUGUCGGGAGUGUAAGAUCCAAUGAAGACGUCCCGGCGUUGACGCCAUUGGAUAGCAGCGUCUCUAGUGACAAUUCUACUACUCGGCUACCUGCAGUAUGUAGUGUGUGUUCGUGCAAAGCCGAUAUUGUGAACUGUUCCAAUUUGAAAUUGGAAAGUGGGUUUGUGGAUUCUCAAUGGAACAUAAAAACGAUGGUGACACUUACGUUCAUGAACAAUUAUCUAGCUCGAGUAGAGCCAUUUCCGAAUCUUGUUAUUAACAAGCUGAUCCUAUCUCAUAAUAGAAUUGUGAAGAUAGACGAUUGCACGUUUAAAGAAAUCAGGAAUCUUACUGAUUUGGACCUGAGCCAUAAUCAACUUACCUCUGAAAAACUUAAACCAAACGUUUUCGAGGGACGAUUUUCGGAUGUCGCCUACGAACCAUUGUCAAGAUUAGUCACCUUGAACUUGGGCCAUAAUGCACUUCACACGUUGAAUGCAGAUUUAUUUGAACACAUUCCGGAUUUAAAAGUCUUAAUUCUAGAAGGAAAUCCACUGAGGGUCAUCGAUCACUCGACUACGAUAGCGAUUGCCGAUCUUCCAUAUUUGGAAGAGCUGGAUUUAAGUUACUGUGGUCUCAAAGAUUUACCAGAUCAUUUAUUCCACACUCCAAAAUAUUUGACAAAGCUUCAUCUAAGAGGUAAUGCCUUUACUGAUCCGCCAACGGCGCUGGAAGAUGCACAAGCUCUACAGUAUCUAUGCUUGGACGAGAAUCCGAUUCAAGUAAUUACCAGGGAAAAUGCAUUCCCGUUAAUGCCUAACCUAACAGAGCUCAGUCUAUGUGGUAUGCAGAAUCUGACUAAAAUUGGAGCAGGUGCAUUCUCCGGCUUAAUCAGUCUUCAGAGUUUGCACAUAGAGAAUUCUCCUCUGUUUAGAAAAAUCCACGAGGACGCUUUGAUUGAUAAGAGAAACGAAGCAGCAGUAUGGCCGCCAAUAAGGAGAUUGGAAUUGGGAAACAACGCUUUAAUGUAUUUACCGGCUGGUUUGAUCGCUCGUUGGGACAAUUUAGAAGUUCUUGAUCUUUCCGACAACAAAUGGUCUUGCGAUUGUGAUAAUCAGUAUCUGAUCGGUUCGUUACUUCCUGGCGUAGGACAGAAAUUAAAAGAAUACGAGAUCGGCUCUCUGACUUGCGCAGCUCCUCCGGAACACGAGGGCAAGAAUUUGAGUUCCUUGGCGAAUCGGCACCUCCGUUGUCUCGAUUUAUAUGAAGCCAGACCGGAAAGGGAUGCUGCCGUCUUAGUCGGAUUACUCAUAGGAGUAUUACUAGCAAUUCCUGUAACUCUAACGCUCUUUGUAUUUUGGCAAAGAGGAUUCUUCUUCUGCGGUUCUCAGCGUCCAGCCACAUUCUCUCGUGCCUUCUACAAAAGAGCAGAUAACGACGAGAACAUUUAAAAAUUUUGAUAAAUUGCAUAUAAAAUUGCAAAAAGCUUUACGGUACAUAAAUCGCCAAAGUAUGAUGUUUAGUUGCAUGCGCGAUAUGAUUAAUUAGUAUAUUUCGUUGUAAGAUUCAUUUUUAAGUUACUGUCCGAGACAAAACCGUGAAACCUGUAUAUCUCAUAAUUACGCAAAAUACCAAAACAACAAUAUUCCAAUGAUAUACAGUGAGCAGUACUAUUAAUAAUUGCAAGACAAUUAUUCCUAAUGUAAACUAAAAGCGAACAAAAUAUUUUCUACAAUUUGCUAAGACAAUUCAUAACCUAUAAGAAA
Cephus cinctus (wheat stem sawfly) is the source of this 1811-nucleotide messenger RNA. Its product is annotated as leucine-rich repeat neuronal protein 1. The record is from RefSeq and is a predicted model, not a curated record. The transcript is spliced from 6 exons. Gene Ontology annotation, cellular component: plasma membrane. NCBI's taxonomy places the organism in Eukaryota, Metazoa, Arthropoda, Insecta, Hymenoptera, Cephidae. Gene Ontology annotation, molecular function: protein binding. Bases 33 to 1496 code for a protein of 487 amino acids.